AUGGCUUUCCAGUACGAUCCCAACCAGCAAGCCCAGUUCCAACAACAGGAGAACAAUGGCAAUGGCAUGCAACAGCAAGGCCCUCCGCCUCCUCAGGGACUUGCCCAGCAGCCUCAACAACCUCUGCAGCAGCAGCAACCAGGCCAGGAAGGCGGUUCUCCUGCUCCUUUCGCACAACAGGGCGGAGUUGAAGGCUCUGGUGGUAGCGCCGCUGGUGAUGCGAAGACCACUCUUUGGAUGGGUGAGCUUGAGCCAUGGAUUGAUGAGAACUUCAUUCGCUCCGUUUGGUUUGGUAUGGGCGAGUCCGUCAACGUCAAGAUGAUUCGCGACAAGUUUUCCGGCAAUGCUGGUUAUUGUUUCAUCGAUUUCGCUACUCCAGCUGCCGCUGCGAAGGCCCUCUCCUUGAAUGGAUCUAUGAUUCCCAACACCUCCCGCCCUUUCAAGCUUAACUGGGCUUCCGGUGGUGGACUUGCCGAUAGGCGCGACGACCGUGGUCCCGAAUACUCGAUCUUCGUUGGCGAUCUUGGCCCAGAGGUCAAUGAGUACGUCUUGGUCUCGCUCUUCCAAGGCCGCUUCCCAUCCUGCAAGUCAGCCAAGAUCAUGACCGACCCCAUCUCUGGCAUGUCCCGUGGUUAUGGAUUCGUCCGUUUCGCCGAUGAGCAAGAUCAGCAACGUGCCCUUACUGAGAUGCAAGGUGUUUACUGCGGCAAUCGACCCAUGAGAAUCUCUACUGCUACCCCCAAGAACAAGUCCGGUGGCGCUGGCCCUGCUGGUAUGCCAAUGCAAGGUGGUAUGGGCCCUGGUGCGGCUGCGGGUGCUGGAAUGGGUGGCCCAGGAAUGUACUCUAUGGGUGCACCUCCUCCAAUCAACUACUACGGUGCUGCCCAGCCAAUGAAUCAGUUCACCGACCCCAACAACACCACCGUCUUCGUUGGAGGCCUCUCUGGCUAUGUUACUGAGGAUGAGCUCCGCUCCUUCUUCCAGGGCUUCGGCGAGAUCACCUAUGUCAAGAUCCCCCCCGGAAAGGGCUGUGGCUUCGUUCAAUUUGUCCAGCGUCACGCAGCUGAGAUGGCUAUCAACCAGAUGCAGGGCUACCCUAUUGGCAACUCCCGUGUCCGUCUGUCUUGGGGCCGCUCUCAGAACAACUCCGGCCCAGCUGGCACUCCAUACCGCCCAGCUCCUCCCCCACCCCAAUACCAAUCUAUGGGCAUGCCUUCCACGCAUGGCUAUGGAAACUUCCAGCCAUUGCAGUAA
Molecule: messenger RNA, 1254 nt
Organism: Venustampulla echinocandica
Lineage: Eukaryota; Fungi; Ascomycota; Leotiomycetes; Helotiales; Pleuroascaceae
Product: RNA-binding-containing protein
Exons: 5
Coding region: 1-1254 (417 amino acids)
Biological process (GO): mRNA splice site recognition
Cellular component (GO): cytosol
Molecular function (GO): mRNA binding
Source: RefSeq, a predicted model, not a curated record